AUGACAAAGCCUCAGAAAAAGACUAAAACAUCAUUUCAAUUUAUGAAAGUGAAAGAAGCAAUUUCAUGUGAUCCUAAAGAAGACUUUUUUGUCUUUAAUGUUCAAAAAUUUAUUAAGACAAGAGCUUCAGAAAUGGUUAGUUCAGAAAUUAGAAAUGGAAUAAGUUACUUAACAGCACAAAGAAGAGUUCAAGACUUAAAACAUAUUGAAACUAUUCAUUUAUUUGAAGAUAUGUUAGGAGAAGAUUAUAUCUUUGAAAUUGGAUUUGAAGACCGUGAUGGGAUUCAUGGUUCAAUUCAUAUUUAUUUUCAUGAUCAAUUACUCUAUACAACUAACCAAAUCAAAAAAAUUGGUCAAUCAAUUUAUUUGUACAUUAAUUCAAAAUUACCUUCACCAGACAGAAUUAUUCGUUUAAACGAACUUUCACCAUUUCUUUCAUUGUAA
Entamoeba nuttalli P19 is the source of this 444-nucleotide messenger RNA. RefSeq lists its product as hypothetical. Bases 1 to 444 code for a protein of 147 amino acids. The record is from RefSeq and is a predicted model, not a curated record. NCBI's taxonomy places the organism in Eukaryota, Evosea, Mastigamoebida, Endamoebidae. The transcript has a single exon.